Daphnia pulex (common water flea) is the source of this 1295-nucleotide messenger RNA. RefSeq names its product replication factor C subunit 2-like (gene RfC4). Gene Ontology annotation, biological process: DNA repair; DNA-templated DNA replication. The transcript has 11 exons. The record is from RefSeq and is a predicted model, not a curated record. Gene Ontology annotation, molecular function: ATP binding; DNA clamp loader activity; ATP hydrolysis activity. Gene Ontology annotation, cellular component: nucleus; DNA replication factor C complex. The coding region runs from base 219 to 1253 and encodes 344 amino acids. Lineage: Eukaryota; Metazoa; Arthropoda; Branchiopoda; Diplostraca; Daphniidae.
UAGCAACACUGCAUGUGAAGCACUCUUCUGACAGAAAAAUAGAAAAGAGCGGCUGAGAGUUCAGACACGAUUUACAAGAGUUAGCAGCUAACAUAUACAUAACCUUCAGUUAGUAUAUACUUGAAAUCAGAAUAGUGCUUUCAAUAUUUCAAAUUCUAAAGCUAAAUAUAAGAUAAGCCAUUUUUGAGUUCUUAACUAGAAAUUAUAGUUGUCAUAAAAUGGAAGUUGAUGGAGCAUCAGAUACAACAUUGGUUGAUUCCUCAAAAAUUAGUGGAAGAAAGGAUAAUAUGCCAUGGGUUGAAAAAUACCGCCCUACAACCUUUGGAGAAAUUGUUGGAAACGAGGAUGCUGUUGGAAGAUUAGAGGUGUUUGCAAGAGAAGGAAAUACUCCAAAUAUCAUUAUUGCUGGUCCUCCUGGUGUAGGGAAAACCACUACAAUCCUAUGUUUAGCCCGCACUUUACUUGGCCCAAACUACAAAGAGGCUGUCUUGGAACUGAAUGCAUCAAACGAAAGAGGAAUUGAUAUUGUGAGAAACAAAAUCAAAAUGUUUGCACAGCAAAAAGUUACUUUGCCUAAAGGCAGACAAAAGAUUGUCAUUCUGGAUGAAGCAGACAGCAUGACUGAAGGCGCUCAACAGGCUCUCCGACGCACAAUGGAGUUGUUUAGUAAAACAACACGAUUUGCCUUGGCCUGCAACACGAGCGAAAAAAUUAUUGAACCUAUUCAGAGUCGUUGCGCCAUGAUUAGAUACGGGAAGCUAACUGAUGCUCAAAUUCUUCAAAAAAUGAUAGAAGUUUGUAAAUUAGAAAAAGUCAGUCAUACUGAUGACGGAUUGGAAGCCAUUGUUUUUACUGCGCAAGGAGAUUUGCGACAAGGUCUAAAUAAUCUGCAGUCAACUGUGCAAGGAUUUGACCACGUAAACAGUGAAAAUGUUUUCAAAGUAUGUGAUGAACCUCAUCCAAUGCUCAUUAAAGAUAUGAUUGACCAUUGCGUGAAGGGGAAAAUUGAUGAAGCGUAUACGAUCAUGUCUCAUUUGUAUGAACUGGGUUAUGCGGCUGAAGAUAUCAUAUCAAGCGUGUUUCGAGUUUGCAGAAAUCAUACCAUUCCAGAAUACAUCAUGCUUGAAUUUAUUCAGGAAAUUGGUUUGACCCACAUGAAAAUUGCCCAAGGAAUGGGUUCUUUGUUGCAGAUGUCAGGCCUUCUUGCGCGGCUAUGCAAAAAAGUUAUUGCUCCUGAAAAGCUAUCAUAUUGAUUUCCUUCAUUCUCUUAAUUGUCAAUAAAUGCUUGCCGAAGA